CAGACUCGGAAGUUAAUUCGUUCUGUUUGCUUUGAUCAAAGUUUUCAAUAAAAACGACGAAGGAAAAGGAGAUUGGAGAGUGGCAGCGCUACAAUCUGUUAAAUUACACAUAUUUGAGAAAUUACCGCGAAUGUCAAUCCAGCUGCCGGAAGACCCCCUUUUUGUAUCACUGUGGUUAUAUUUGUUUUAGGGAGUGGGAGGCUAAUAUUCAGAAAGGGAGCGGUGACAGCGAGAAGGAUAGACAGCUGUUGUUUCGUGAGAUGGACACAGAUGAGUGAAUCGCGUUCCUGGGUAGUGUAAUCGACUUCACUGGUGAUACAAUAAAUUCACGUGUUAUUUGUUUAUGUGUCAUUAAAACUCAGAACUAUGGAUUCCUCGGCAUUGGAGUUGGAUGCAGUAAAAUUCGCAAAAUCUGCCGUUUUCAAUGACCAAAACGGAAAAUACAACGAAGCUGUUUUUUAUUAUAAGGAAGCUGCUCAAGCCUUGAUUUAUGCCAGCAUGGCAGGAUCAAAAUUGGAGAAUAUCCAGGACAAAAUUAGCGAAUACUUAGACAGGGUGGAGGCCCUUCACACUGCAGUUCAGGCACAGAGCAUUGAUCCCCUUAAGUCGAAGCAUCAGCUUGAUCUGGAGCGGGCUUAUUUUCUGGUCACACAAGCCUUUGAGGAUGAUGAGAAAGGCAACGUCGAAGAAGCUGUAGAACUGUACACGCAGGCUGUGGAACUGUGUAUAGAAACGGCUAAUGAGACUUCUGACCAAACCCUCCAACUCAAACUGAAACAACUAGCUCGGCAGGCCCUUGACAGAGCAGAGGGUCUUAAAGACACCCUGUCUAAGCCAGCUCCUAAGGACAGACCUGCAUCGGCCAAACGCAGUAACCCAGUGAGAGCCUUCCAGCCCCUGGGACCCGACUUCAGCUUGCAAGAUAAACCCCAGCCAGUCCGACAGGUGCAGUCCUACGAGCCCCAAGGGCAGAAGUACACAUGCGAGGAGAUUGAAGUCUUGAGGAAAACCUCUAAGAUUAAUGGUAUAGAAUAUGUCCCAUUCAUGAGCGUUGACCUAAAGGAACGGUUUGCCUUCCCAAUGCCGUUUUCAGACAAAUUUGGAAAGCUCGCCCUGUCACCCAAACAGAAAGCCAUAUUCUCCAGAUGGGUUCGACCAGAUGAGAUUUCCAACAACCCCACCAUGAUCUUCACUGUGUCCAGCUUUAGCAUCAAACAGACUGUAGUAUCGGACUGCUCUUUUGUGGCAUCACUGGCAAUAAGUGCAGCAUAUGAGAGACGCUACAACAAGAAGUUAAUCACAAGCAUUAUCUACCCUCAGAACAAAAAUGGACAGCCUGAGUAUAACCCAUGUGGGAAGUACAUGGUCAAGCUUCAUAUAAACGGGGUUCCCAGAAAGGUUAUAAUUGAUGACUAUUUGCCAGUGGAUCACAAUGGGGAGCUGCUCUGUUCCUACUCCAGCAACAAGAAUGAGCUAUGGGUGUCCCUGAUUGAGAAAGCUUACAUGAAGGUCAUGGGGGGGUACGAUUUCCCAGGUUCCAAUUCGAAUAUUGAUCUUCAUGCUCUAACUGGUUGGAUCCCUGAACGAAUCGCCAUGCAUUCAGACAAUCAAGCUUUCAGCAAAGACGACACUUUCCGAAUGCUGUAUCAAAGGUUUCAUAAGGGACACGUCCUCAUCACGACAGCGACAGGGGUGAUGACAGAGGAGGAAGGCGAGCGGUGGGGCCUGGUGCCCACACAUGCUUACGCUGUCCUGGACAUUCGAGAAUACAAGGGGUUUCGGUUUCUUCAACUCAAAAAUCCUUGGAGCCACUUGCGCUGGAAAGGGCGCUUCAGCGAGCGCGACGAGAAGAGCUGGACGACAGAACUGCUCAAAUACCUCAACUUUGACCCCAAAACCGCACAGAAAUUUGACAACGGGGUGUUCUGGAUUACCUGGGAAGACUUGUGUCAGUACUAUGAUGUUAUAUAUCUGAGCUGGAGACCUGCACUUUUUAAAGAAUCAUCUUGCAUUCACAGCACUUGGGAAGCAAAGCAGGGUCCAGUGAAAGAUGCCUACAGCCUGGCUAACAACCCACAGUUCAAGCUGGAGGUGCAGUGCCCACAAGGGGGAGCUGCAGUCUGGGUUCUGCUCACCAGACACAUCACAGAUAAGGAUGACUUUGCUUCUAACCGAGAGUUCAUCACCUUGGUUGUGUACAAGACAGAUGGAAAGAAGGUCUACUACCCAAGUGACCCUCCACCUUAUAUUGAUGGCAUUCGAAUAAACAGCCCCCACUACCUUACUAAAAUGAAGCUGACGACCGCAGGGACCCAUACCUUUUCACUGGUGGUAUCUCAGUAUGAGAAGCAGAAUACUAUUCACUAUACAUUGAGGGUGUAUUCUGGAUGUAAAUAUAGUUUAACAAAGAUCCCUACUCCCUACACUCAGUACAAAAGGACCAAUGGUCAGUGGAAAGGUCAGAGUGCUGGUGGCUGCGGGAACUACAAAGAGACCUACAAGCACAACCCGAUCUAUCAGUUCCAGUUGGAGAAGCCAGGGCCACUGCUGAUUGAACUGCGAGGGUCACGGCAGUACAGCGUUGGGUUUGAAGUCAUUACUGUCUCCACAGUGGGGGAACCUGGACCCUCAGGCUUUCAAAAGAAAAGCAGUGGAGAUUACAGGUGUGGAUUUUGCUACAUGGAGGUUGAUGUUGUACCCGCUGGUGUUUACAAUAUCAUUCCCACCACCUUUCUUCCCAGUCAGGAGGGUCCCUUCUUUCUGGACUUUAACAGCACAACACCACUCCGGGUUUCCCAGCUCCAGUGAUGUGAGGUGGGGUGGGGGUGGACAGCUGCCCAAUUCUCAGGAUGUACUUACUCAGAGCCCUAGAGGUCAGGUUUAAAGGUCCAGUGAGACUCUCACAACUGGCAAGUAUACCGACUUGCUCUUGCAUGGGUGGAUAGUGCAAUAUCGGAACAGCUGUAGAAGGAUUGACACGGCUGAUGGAGUCUUUACUGUAAUUCACAUGGUUAUAUUAUUCAACCAAAAAGGAUUUGCCAAUCAUCUGGACCAAGCCUGCUUUGGAGUAUGCAUUUACACUUCAUUGUACAUCUACAAAAAAAAAAAAUUUAAAAAAAAAUCAUUAACCACACGAAGUCUAAGUAUUGUUAGUGGUAGCAAAGUAUAUGCCCUUGAUAUUUUAGGCCAAGUUCCAAGCUCAUGUGUUAAUUCAUUGAUAAAUGCAUUUCUUCUUAUGCAUAUUUGUUUCUAUGCAUCAAGGGUUGAAGGGCUUUUAUAAGUUAGCGUUAAAGAGAAUACAGGUGUUUUGAGAAAAAAAAUAAAAACUUCAUCACUCUCAGAAAUAUUACAGCAGUGUUUAUUUCUGACCUGCUUGGUUUGUGUAAGUCUUUGCAGCCAAAGGAAGAUACCUAUCUACCUUUUUUUAAAAUAUUUUUAGGACUCUGGUGUGUGAAAGCCACUAAGUUAAACUGGGAUUGGCUGCUAGAGGUUUUACAGUUCUCUGCAGUUAGGUUCUGGGGAAACAAAUAUUUUUGCAGUAAAAUAUACAUGUAUGUCAUGGUUGUUUUCAGUUACAUAAAUAAUACUUACAAAUAGAAUUAGAUUCUGACCAUGUCAGUGGUGUAGCAAGGAAUGGAAAUUAGGGUAGGCCCCAAUUUCUGCUGGCCAGGCAAUGACUAAAGAUCUGAUGUCGCAGAAAAUCAGGUAGAAUUUUAAACAAUUAAACCCCUAAAUAUAUUAAAUAUCACCACGUUUUAAUUGGACAAAAAAUAGAUUCUGCAUAAAUCUGCAGUAAAUGAACUUUAAAAAGCCAAGCAAGCAGCGUCACCAAGCCAGCAAGAACGAAGUCUUUUUCAAUUUUAACCAAUUAGUAAAUUGAAUGAAAGUCAGUAAAAUACGCGCAUUGCGUAGGUAGUGUCCUCUUGUCUCCACACCACCUUUCUGGAGGAGAAAGCGUCUGGACGUACUGUUAAAUACGGCAAUUGCAGUCAUAAUCCAGAUAAUUGCACAGGUCCUUUUCCAAUGACAGGAGCAUAUUCAGGCAUUAGCAUUGACGCUUGUGCAGCUAUUUUAAUCCUGUUCAACUCUUAAAGGUGUUUACGUAAGAGGAAAGAUAUCCAUGUGGCAAUCAUCUAAAACUUCUAUUCAUGUUGGAUAAUUUUUUCCCAUAGUUGAUUUGUGCGUCAUUUGUUGAAUAAGCACUGAAACAGAUUAAGGUGGAGAGUUACAAUCUACAUAAAUCUCUUGCCGAAAUUGACGUUUCCAAAUUACACGUACACCUCCUGUAUUUCCAGACAUAACAGAUGCUCCAUCAAAACUGAAGCCAACGCACAAUUCGGGAUCCAGUAUAAGAACUUCCAAGAAAUAACGCAGAAAUAACGAGGGUGCAGCUUCUACAAGGCCAUUCUGUAUAUCUGGGCUCAGCAUUGUAGUAUUUUUAAGAAGCUUUUUAAGUCGACUUUGAAUGCCUCCAUCAUAUUUUCUGAUAGUUUGAAAAGCUCAAGAAAGUUCAAUUUUGCUCAGAACAAGCAUGACUUUAAUGUGCUCCUGAUUUUAAUCUACUAAGCAGAUGUUAGCUGCAUCCUUGUUCAACUGGUUCAAAAUCUUUCCACUGCGUAAUAACUGACACUGUUCAUGGUUGUCAUAUUUAAAGAGUGCAAUUGGAUGCACUUUGCUCGACUGGAGCAGGUCUGGUGCAUAUGCUUUCAAUCACUAAAGCCACU
Messenger RNA from Polyodon spathula (Mississippi paddlefish), 4724 nucleotides. RefSeq names its product calpain-7-like. Gene Ontology annotation, molecular function: calcium-dependent cysteine-type endopeptidase activity. Bases 367 to 2808 code for a protein of 813 amino acids. The record is from RefSeq and is a predicted model, not a curated record. NCBI's taxonomy places the organism in Eukaryota, Metazoa, Chordata, Actinopteri, Acipenseriformes, Polyodontidae. Gene Ontology annotation, biological process: proteolysis. The transcript has 21 exons.